This is a messenger RNA of Cajanus cajan (pigeon pea), 675 nucleotides long. Lineage: Eukaryota; Viridiplantae; Streptophyta; Magnoliopsida; Fabales; Fabaceae. The record is from RefSeq and is a predicted model, not a curated record.
AUGGCAGGAGGUAGGAACGAUCGUGCAAUCGCUGAUGCUCUUCAAGCGAUGGCUCAGGCUCUGGGUAAUAUGAACCAACAACCAGAGGUAGAUUGGCUGGAGAGAUUCCAGCGAAAUAAUCCACCAAGCUUCCGUGGGAUUUAUAAUCCUGAUGAAGCUGCUGACUGGAUUUUUGAAGUUGAAAAGAUAUUCCAAGCUAUGGGAUGUCCUUUGAUACAGAAGGUGACUUUGGCUACCUUCAUGCUUUCUGGUGAGGCUGGCAUCUGGUGGCAAGGUACUUUAAAAAGAAUGAUAGCUACAGGUACCCAAGUGAACUGGGAGAAUUUCAAGCGGCUAUUCUUGGAGAAAUACUUUCCCCAAGAUGUGAGACAUAAGAAACAGGUGGAAUUCCUUGAAUUGAAGCAAGGAGAUGAUUCUGUGGCUGAGUAUGUGACUAAGUUUGAAGACUUGGUCAGAUUUUGUCCCAUGUAUGAUGGUGUGGGCAAUGAGGAGGACAAAUGUGCACCUUCAUGGUGUCGAGCAUACUCAAAUCAGGGGCCCUUGGUCUCACUUGUGCUGGGCAUAGGAUUGGUGACAUCAGGCAUGAGGAGAGAGAAAAGUCUUGGACUUGGUCACGCUGGACGUGGGUUGAAUAACAUCGAGUGUGAGAUGAGAGAAUUGUCUCAGAUUUGGUGA